Messenger RNA from Eruca vesicaria subsp. sativa (arugula), 529 nucleotides. Lineage: Eukaryota; Viridiplantae; Streptophyta; Magnoliopsida; Brassicales; Brassicaceae. The record is from the annotation of a GenBank genome assembly.
AUGGCGACAACUACUGGACUUGAAUCUCUUGUCGAUCAGAUUAUUUCGGUUAUUACCAAUGAUGGACGCAACAUCGUGGGAGUUCUCAAAGGUUUUGACCAAGCUACUAAUAUAAUUUUGGAUGAAUCUCAUGAACGCGUCUUCUCCACAAAGGAAGGAGUACAACAACAUGUGUUGGGUUUGUACAUUAUCAGAGGCGACAACAUAGGUGUUAUUGGGGAGGUGGACGAGGAGCUUGAUGCUAGUCUGGAUUUUUCGAAGCUGAGGGCUCAUCCUUUGAAACCCGUCGUGCAUUGAUUGGAAAAAUAGUUAUGAUGAGUGUACUAAAACGAAGAGAAAGAUUGCAAACAGUUUGGAUUAGUUUGCUUGGAGUUGUCUGCUUUUGUCUAUCUAUAAUAUUAUUUCUGUGUCAAACGUUUUUGCCCUAAAAGAUCGUUGUAAUUCCAAAACGUAAUAGACUUCCUAGUGAGAUGAAUUUUUAUCUUCAAAAUCACGGUUUCGGUAAUGUUUUUAAGGGAGACUUCGAUUC